CUGAGCAAUACAUACAAUAUCUGAGAUGAAAGGCAUUUCUCACUCUGCCAGUAUGAUUGAAGAAACCACUCCGGAUCCAUACAGUUGGACGACAAAGAAAAAACUAUUCGUCUUCGUCACGGGCAUGGUGAUUGUUCUCAACAGCACCCUCGGAUCUGCUCUCCCCAGCGGCGCCAUCGACUUCAUCGCAGCCGACUUUGGCAUCACCAACCAGCAACAGCUCGUGCUCCCCAUCACCACAUACUUGAUCGGAUAUGUCCUCGGUCCUAUUCUCUUCGGCCCCUUGUCCGAGACGUACGGUAGACGGCCCGUGAUGAUAUGGACGUUUGCGGGGUAUACCAUCUUCACUCUGGCGUGUGCUGUUGCGCCGAAUUUUGCAGCGAUUGUCAUCUUUCGGUUGUUUUCUGGUAUUUUUGCUUCGUCGCCCACUGCUGUCGUUGGAGGGCUGUAUGCGGAUAUCUUUUCUGAUCCCAAGACACGAGGGAGGUCGAUGGCUGGGUUUAUGGCUGCGACAACGCUGGGCCCGACAAUGGGACCGCUCAUCUCGGGGUAUAUCUCGACCAUCACCUGGCGAUGGACGUUUUGGAUUGCGUUGAUCAUCGCAGGUGCUUCGUGGCCGGCGCUGGUAUUUCUCCCCGAGACGUAUCGCCCUGUGCUAUUGCGAAAGCACAAUAAGACGCAUGGCAUCUCGUCUGACGAUGCCAACCUGGCCACGCCCAGUCUGCGAGAUCUGGUGACGAGAGUCCUGACACGCCCGAUUCGAAUGAUCUACUCCGAGUCGAUUGUCCUGUUUUCCUGCAUCUAUCUUUCCCUGACAUAUUCCAUCUUUUACCUUUUCUUCGAAGCAUACCCGAUUAUCUUCCAGGGAAUCUACGGCUUCACCACCGGCCAAUGCGGUCUCGCAUUCAUCCCCAUCGGCAUCGGCGCCCUCCUCUCCUUCAUCGUCUACCUCGCCUACGACUCCAUCUACCAAACCGCCCGCGCCCAGCACAAACCCUGGGUCCAAAUCGAAGAAUACCGCCGCCUCCCCCUCGCCUGCCUCGGCGGACCCCUCUACACCAUCUCUCUCUUCUGGCUCGCCUGGUCCGCCACUUCACUCGUGCACUGGAUCGUCCCCAUGCUCUCGGGCAUCCCCUUUGGCAUUGGCUUUCUGCUCAUCUUCAUGGCGCUGAUCAACUACCUCGCCGACGCGUAUGGCACGUUUGCGGCGAGUGCGUUGGGCGCGGCGAGUUGUACGCGCAGUGUCUCUGGGGCGUUGUUGCCGCUGGCUACGGCGCCGAUGUUUGGGAGACUGGGGACGCAUUGGGCGACGAGUUUGUUGGGGUUUGCGAGUUUGGUGAUGAUUCUGAUUCCGUUUGCGUUUAUUCGGUUUGGGGAUUAUCUCAGGGGGCAUAGUGUUUUUAGUCAGGCGGCGAAGGCGAGGACUUAG
Molecule: messenger RNA, 1429 nt
Organism: Aspergillus wentii DTO 134E9
Lineage: Eukaryota; Fungi; Ascomycota; Eurotiomycetes; Eurotiales; Aspergillaceae
Product: MFS transporter
Exons: 4
Coding region: 26-1429 (467 amino acids)
Biological process (GO): transmembrane transport
Molecular function (GO): transmembrane transporter activity
Source: RefSeq, a predicted model, not a curated record